AUGCAGGCUCCGGUGGUGGUGAUGAACACCAAUUCCGGUGAACGCCAGGUCGGCCGUAGGGCGCAGAUGUCUAACAUUACCGCGGCUAAGACGUACGAUAUCCUUCAACCUCCUUUCUUCUUCUCGUUCGAUGCUAAUUCAGUAAACACCAGUGUUGCGGAUAUCAUCCGGUCAUGUCUCGGACCCAAGGCGAUGUUGAAGAUGCUGCUUGAUCCCAUGGGUGGUAUUGUGCUGACCAACGAUGGGCACGCUAUCCUGCGAGAAAUCGAAGUGUCGCACCCGGCGGCCAAGAGUAUGAUCGAGCUUAGCCGUACCCAGGACGAGGAGGUCGGCGAUGGAACCACAACUGUUAUCAUCCUUGCUGGAGAAAUGCUCGCCCAGGCCAUCCCCCAGCUCGAACGUAACAUCCACCCCGUCGUUAUCAUCCAGGCUUUCAAGCGCGCCCUCGCCGAUGCCCUCCAGAUCAUUGAGGAGGUUUCCACACCGGUCGAUAUUCACGAUGACAAGGCCAUGUACUCCCUCAUCCAGUCAUCUAUCGGAACCAAGUUCGUCAACCGGUGGUCAGAGCUGAUGUGUAGCUUGGCUCUGGUCGCUGUCCGAACUGUUUCUUUCGACAUCGGCGGUGGCAAGCAGGAAGUUGAUAUCAAGCGUUACGCUCGUAUUGAGAAGAUCCCCGGUGGUCAAAUCGAGGAUUCUGAGGUGAUCGACGGUGUCAUGGUCAACAAGGAUAUCACACAUCCCAAGAUGCGUCGCAGAAUCGAAAACCCCCGCAUUCUGCUUCUCGACUGCCCACUGGAGUACAAGAAGGGCGAGUCUCAAACCAACAUCGAGAUCUCCAAGGAGGAUGACUGGAACCGUAUUCUCCAGAUUGAGGAGGAGCAGGUCAAGCACAUGUGUGAGGCCGUUGUUGCUUUCAAGCCUGACGUCGUUAUCACCGAGAAGGGUGUUUCUGAUCUCGCACAGCACUUCUUGAUGAAGGCCAACAUCACAGCCCUCCGCCGUGUGCGAAAGACCGACAACAACCGUAUUGCCCGUGCAAGCGGUGCCACUAUUGUCAACCGUGUUGAUGACAUCCAGGAGUCCGAUAUUGGUACUGGAUGUGGACUGUUCGAGAUCGAGAAGAUUGGUGACGAGUACUUCACAUUCAUGCGCAAGUGCAAGUCCCCGAAGGCCUGCACAAUUUUGCUGCGCGGUCCCUCAAAGGAUAUCCUCAACGAGGUCGAGCGCAAUCUGCAGGAUGCCAUGUCCGUUGCUCGCAACGUUAUCUUCCACCCCCGCCUCUCUCCCGGUGGUGGUGCCGUCGAGAUGGCUGUUUCCGUGAAGCUCAGCCAGCUUGCCCGCUCCAUCGAGGGUGUCCAGCAGUGGCCAUACAAGGCGGUUGCCGACGCCAUGGAGGUCAUUCCCCGUACAUUGGCUCAGAACGCUGGCGCCAGCCCUAUCCGUGUUCUCACCCAGCUCCGUGCCAAGCACGUUGAGGGCCACACCUCCUGGGGUCUGGACGGCGACUCUGGUAAGCUCGUUGAUAUGAAGGAAUACGGCGUUUGGGAGCCCGAGGCUGUCAAGCUCCAGAGCAUCAAGACCGCUGUCGAGUCUGCAUGCUUGCUUCUCCGUGUCGACGAUAUCUGCAGUGGAAAGUCCGCCCAACAGAUCGCCGGCGGCGGCGGUGGCGGCGAGGAAUAA
Molecule: messenger RNA, 1680 nt
Organism: Penicillium soppii
Lineage: Eukaryota; Fungi; Ascomycota; Eurotiomycetes; Eurotiales; Aspergillaceae
Product: chaperonin-containing T-complex subunit CCT3
Exons: 5
Coding region: 1-1680 (559 amino acids)
Biological process (GO): protein folding
Cellular component (GO): chaperonin-containing T-complex
Molecular function (GO): ATP hydrolysis activity; ATP binding; ATP-dependent protein folding chaperone
Source: RefSeq, a predicted model, not a curated record